This is a messenger RNA of Leptinotarsa decemlineata (Colorado potato beetle), 963 nucleotides long. RefSeq names its product WD repeat-containing protein 46. The record is from RefSeq and is a predicted model, not a curated record. Gene Ontology annotation, biological process: maturation of SSU-rRNA from tricistronic rRNA transcript (SSU-rRNA, 5.8S rRNA, LSU-rRNA). NCBI's taxonomy places the organism in Eukaryota, Metazoa, Arthropoda, Insecta, Coleoptera, Chrysomelidae. Gene Ontology annotation, molecular function: protein binding. Gene Ontology annotation, cellular component: 90S preribosome; nucleolus; small-subunit processome.
UUUAGAGAAAACUAAUAACAUAACCUAAGUUAAGCUAACCUAUAAUUGUGAGGAAAACAUUUCUUGCUUGUAUCUUGUUUUAAUAUUGUGUUAAUUGUAUAUAUAGAGGAGGAUAUGAGGUGAAAGAAAAUGGGAAAGCAACCAGUUCGUUAUUUUACAAAACCUGACCCUACAGCCCUUGAUACUGAAAAUAAAAAAUCUUCCGAUGCUCUAACGUAUGAUGUUACUAAUGUUAAGAAAAGACCAUGGGGUAGAAGAGCGGAGGACAAGCAGUUUAAAAAAGCAAAAACUUUAAUUAGACAAAAAUCUAACCCAAAUCCCACUUUCAGAGGGAAGGUUAAACCUCCUAAAGAACUCAUUGAAAAAUAUAGUAAAGGUGAAGGGGUCAAUGUCAAACGUGUUAGAACUACGUUUCACAAGAAAAAAAUUGAGAAAAAGGAGAAAAAAAUCAAAUUUGCAGUUGACCAAGCAGCAAAAGCCGAAGUUUUGCUAACCGAGGAUGCGGGUUACCUUGAAGCAGAGGCUGGAGAAACAACAACUCAGUUCACACAAAAAGAAAUUGUAAGAAAUGUAGAUAUUGCUGCUGCGUCAAAACAUUUUGACUUGAAGCUUGACUUUGGUCCUUAUCGUGCUAAGUAUUCUAGAAAUGGAAGACAUUUGUUGUUAGGAGGUAAAAAAGGUCAUGUUGCUGCUUUCGAUUGGGUGACAAAAAAGUUACAUUGCGAAAUGAAUGUUAUGGAAUCUGUUCAUGAGAUCAGUUGGCUGCAUAUUGAAACAAUGUUCGCUGUUGCCCAGAAGGACUGGGUUUAUAUCUAUGAUAACCAAGGCAUUGAAUUACAUUGCAUAAAAAGAAUGAAUAAGGUGUCAAGAAUGGAGUUCUUACCUUACCAUUUUCUCCUAGCUAGUUGCGUAAGUAUUCAACUAAUAUUUCUAGUAAAGUUAUCAUGAAUUAAUGUUAAUUAU